AUUUUCAUUUUUGUUUUUUUAUUUUCAUUUUACUCUGCAGAGUAAUAAUGUUUGAAUGAAGAAGAGAGAAACUAUUCAUCUGCUGUUUGUUUUACAAAUGAUCCCUUUUCACUGAUCUUCAUCAAAUUAAUAACUGAAAUUUUGACUUUUUUUAAUGUGUUUGCAUUAAACUGGUCGUGCAGCUUCUCAGCAUGAAUGAUUGUUCCAACUGUUCCAUGUUGGGAUGAGUGUUUCUGUGUGGGAAAGAAACUAAUCGUGCAGAUUUCUGGUGACAGAACAGAGAAAUACUUCCUUCACUAACAUCUGUGUGGUGACGGAAGCAGUGCGAAGUGUACCGGCUGUACUCAGACUAACAUACAAACACGUUUUCUUUCAAUCUGAGCGCUAAAAUGUUUCACUGCUUCUUAAAUGAUCUGCUGCACGACACAAGUUUGCUUUCAGCUCCAAACUCUUAUUACAAACUUUUUAUAAUUGAAAAACUGUACGUGAAGUUUGUGUGAGUGAAACUUCACACCGUGGCUGCUGGCGCUCUCCGUCCUCCUCUUCAGCCCUCAGCGGCGCACUGAGACGCUUCUAAUCCUCUUUUGAUGAACUCGGCUAAUCGACUUCCAGCUGCGCAUCUGGCAAAGUUCACUGAGCAGCACACGACCCUGUCCACGCCCCCGAAGCACGCAAGGCCCCCCACUCCAUAAAUUCUCCCAUCAAUGCUGAGAAACGUGAAGGGUCCCGGUGAGGCUCAGCGGCUGUGGCCGUUUGGUGAAGGAGGAGAAGGAGACAAGAGGAGGAGAAGAGGAAGAAGGAGACAGUAGGACAAGGAGAAAGGGGAGAGCGGAGGAGGAGCAGAGAUGCCUCCGCGUAAAAGCCUCUUCGCUCCCUUCGUGUCCGUGGACUCUGAGUGCGGUCCCGGUCCCGCGGCCUCGGCUCUCCAUGCGGAUCUCCACGCGCUGCUGCAGCGGAGCCUCGCACCGGACCGCUCCGGGGACUACCGGGACCCCCCUCGCGCCAUCGUGGAGCUCCGGCUUGGUCCCGCCGGGGGCGCGCUGCAUUACCUGCCGCCGGACACGAGCGCUCUAGAGCGCGCACAGAGACGCCGGCGUCUAGCGGCCAAUGCCCGCGAGCGGCGCAGGAUGCUCGGACUGAACGUGGCCUUUGACCGGCUCCGCAGCGUUAUUCCCAACACGGACAGCGACCGGAAGCUGUCCAAGUCCGAGACCCUGCAGAUGGCGCAGAUCUACAUCUCCACCCUCAGCGAGCUGCUGCAGCAGGGCGCGGGCGGAGCACGCAGCCCGGGCGGAGCACGCAGCCCGGGCACCGACAAAGCGCCGGCGGCCGGGGAUCCGCCUCGGCCCGAGAGGCACUUCCACACGGCCAGGAGCAACGGCGGAGGCCCGGGGUGCCCCGAGGAGGACGUGCAGGGGGGACGUGAACAUCUGUGAUUCUUUCAGCAUCAGACAUUAAAGGACCAAAACGUGUUUCACGUGUUCG
Pundamilia nyererei is the source of this 1485-nucleotide messenger RNA. RefSeq names its product atonal bHLH transcription factor 1c (gene atoh1c). Gene Ontology annotation, cellular component: nucleus. The record is from RefSeq and is a predicted model, not a curated record. Lineage: Eukaryota; Metazoa; Chordata; Actinopteri; Cichliformes; Cichlidae. Gene Ontology annotation, molecular function: DNA-binding transcription factor activity, RNA polymerase II-specific; protein dimerization activity; E-box binding. Gene Ontology annotation, biological process: sensory organ development; axon development; positive regulation of transcription by RNA polymerase II. Bases 846 to 1436 code for a protein of 196 amino acids. The transcript has a single exon.